UAUAUUAGUUCCAGAAAUUAUAGAUGCACUUAAAGAUUCGAAACCACCUAUUGUGGUAUUUACCAGAUGUGGAGAAUCAAGCACCAAAACAAGUUCUUUCAACCAGACAUUUUCCAAAAUUGAAUCACCCACUCAAGUUACUAUUGACCCAGAAGCUAUAAAGACUCAACCAAGCAUCUCUUCCGCAUUGCAAGCAAGUGUCGCUAAAAAAGCAGAAGAAGCUGUAGCAGCAGCUAUAGCAGCCAAUGAGCUUCAGCUGCCGAUAAAUACUACAACAACAACAUCUACUACACCGUUAUCAACCAGUACAACAACAACAUCUACUACACCAUUAUCAACCACUACAACAACAACAGCUACUACACCGUUAUACAUCAUUGCAACAUCAACACCCGCAACAACAGUUGCUACAACAAACAGAAGCUGCUACAACAACAGAAGCUGCUACAACAACAGAAGCUGCUACGACAACAGAAGUUGCUACGACAACAGAAGUUGCUACCAGUGGCGGAGCCAGGAUUUUGGGCUAGGGGGGCUCAGCCCCCGAAAAUAUUUUUGACUCGUAUUAGGAAUAUGAAUGUAUUAUCUCGAUAUAGAGUGAAUAGUUCCUUUUGGUGAUGCUUUCCUAAGAAUACAAGCUGAACGAACAAGUAAAACAAAAAUGUUCAAUUUGGGUAUGGGUGUGUGUGGGUGUGGGCGUGGGUGUGGGUGAGGGUGA
Rotaria sp. Silwood2 is the source of this 718-nucleotide messenger RNA. The record is from the annotation of a GenBank genome assembly. NCBI's taxonomy places the organism in Eukaryota, Metazoa, Rotifera, Eurotatoria, Philodinida, Philodinidae.